AUUCCAGCCUGGUGACUCAUAGCAGAUGUAAGCCUCAACUCUGCAGAAUUUAAUAGCAAAAACAAUCGCAGAUUGGGAAGGGCUCUGGAAUUAUUUGCAUCAGCUUACGAAGAUUUAACAACUUUUGAGUUCUGUCCAGAAGUUAAAGCUUCCAAAAUGAAGAUUUUGAUAAUCAUUGAUUUUGUCCUUGCAGCUAGCUUGAUGGAUGUCAUUGGCAGCUCUGAUUUACAGAAAUGUUUUCAAGAGCAGCUACGACUUCAGGGCCAGGUGAGGCUUCUGGAACAUCGUGUGAAACAGCAGAAGUUAAAAAUCAUACAGCUCUUAGAGAAGAAAGAGAUUCAGUACAGUGACAGAGAAGAUGAAAACAGUGUCAUUGACUUGAGAGGAAAAAGACAGUAUUCAGAUUGUGCAGAAAUCUACAAUGAAGGCCAUAAGCAGAAUGGAUUUUAUAAAAUAAAACCAACCCAGAGUCCUAGAGAAUUCCUUGCAUUCUGUGACAUGUCUGAAGGAGGUGGCUGGACUGUGUUUCAGAGACGUUCUGAUGGCAGCCAGAAUUUUGAUAGAGUCUGGGCUGACUAUGAAGAAGGCUUUGGAAAUUUUGCUUCAAAAAAUGGUGAAUUUUGGCUUGGAAACAAAAAUCUUCAUUAUUUGACUAGUCAAGGAAAUUAUACUUUAAGAAUUGAUCUAACCGAUUUUGAAGGAGAACGGCGUUUUGCACAGUAUGCAAGAUUCAGAGUUGCAGGAGAAGAGCAUUCUUAUGAGAUGAGUUGUGGUGAAUACUCUGGCACAGCUGGUGAUUCCCUUGCUGGUGGAUUUCAUCCUGAAGUAAAAUGGUGGGCUGAUCACCGAGGAAUGAAAUUCAGUACUAGAGACAGGGAUAAUGACAACUAUGAAGGGAACUGUGCUGAAGAGGAAAAGGCUGGCUGGUGGUUUAACAGGUGUCACUCUGCCAACCUGAAUGGUUUGUAUUACAGAGGUCCCUACACUGCCAAGACAGACAAUGGGAUUGUUUGGUACACCUGGCAUGGGUGGUGGUAUUCCCUAAAAUCCGUUGUCAUGAAGGUCAGACCUGCAGACUUUGAACAUAGUAUUGUUUAAAUAUUCUAUUAACACUAUUAAUCUCUUAGGAUAUUAAUUCCAAAUUAAAAUGGGCAUAUUUUUACUUCUCUAUGUAUGUAUAAAUUUGGAAUAAUUCCUCUGCAACUAGUAGUUUUAUGACAUGUACAUAAAAAGACAAGCUAGGCUAUGAACCUUUAGAUAAAUUAAUGCUAAUGGGUCCAGUUUGAUUCUUUUUAAAAAAGGCAAGUGUUCACCUAGGAAUAAGAACAUCUUCAUUAAGAUGGAGAAUUUUUUGCUUUACAGUAACUCCAAAUCCUUUCACCUGUAAAAACAGAAGUAUUGUUAUUGUGCUGUCUCAAAAAUGAAAAUUAAUUGUACUUACACAAUUUUAAAAAACCCCUACUCAAAUAGAAGCAUGAAGUUUACUCAGUGGAUGGAACAUACCUGCUUUGGAAAGGUUCAAGACUUUAGAAAUGAGUUUCCUGUAAAUCUCUGAUGUAAUGGUUGCACGUGUUGUGUACAUAUCAUACAUAAAAGGUUUAAAGAAGGAGGCAGGGAACUGAAGAAAGAGAAGGGGUGCUACCAUGGUACAAUCAAUUGAAUCCAGCACAGAGAAGUGAUUACCUGUUGUUUGCUGGAGCAUUUCUAGGGCUAGUCCCAACAUCUCAAUCUAACAUUUUUACAUUGUUGGUAAUUAAGCUUUUCUCCUUCUUGGUCACUGUAAUGCCUUGCUUUUCCUUUUCUUUUUCCUUUUUCUCUUUUCCUUUUCCUCUUUUUCUCUUUUUUUUUUUUUUCUUUUUCUUUUUCUAAGGACUGUAAUAUACUGAUAUUUGGAGUUUUAACAAAAGCUGCAACUAAUUUUAAUGUGAGCUAAACUUUGAACAGAAGGCAUGUGUAGAGAGAAGUGUAUUUCAUGUACUACAAAAAUCUGUCUUUUUAAAGGUUCUUAGUGCUUGACACUACAAAUCUCUACUUUCUUUUUCUUUUUUUUUCUCUACUUUCUUUUUGUAUCUGUUACACUUUACAACUCCCUAAAUCUGAAUGUCCUGUUCAGUCACUCCCUCUCCUUUUCCUUUGUACUUGUCUAGGCUCUCCAGGCUUUUUUCCAUCUUGAGCUGCAUAUCCAUAUUUUUCUUGUACAAGAAUAAUGGUCUUUUGUGUCUGGCAGUACAAUAGACUUGAAUAGCCAGUAAUAACAAGAGUUACUAAUUAAUGCUUGCUGCCAUGGAGAAGAUAGGAAUACUCUCUGGAAAGCUAUCCAAUAAAAUGUAGUUCAUUUCUGCUGGGCAGAUGCAAAUGAAGACUUCAGGAAAAAAAAAAAAAAAAAAGAAAAAAAAAGAAAAAAAAAAAAAAAAAGGACCUGAUCUUGCUUUCCUAAAAUUAUUUUGCUUUUGUAGUUGAAUUGCACUCUCUGUCCCCCUGUGCAAAUACAAUUUUGAACACAGCAGCCACUUUCAAUCAUUGAAAAUUUUAAUUGAAACUAAGUUUUGGUAAAGGUCAGUUGAUAACCACAUUGCUAUGAACACAGGUCAGCUCAAUGGUAACUCUCUGCAUGGCAAUUUUUCCAUCAAUUUUCAUCCUCCCGAAACAAAAGUUUGUAAAGAAUACUUGAGAGAAUUGCAUGGAAUGAGGGAGGGAGGAUGUUUGGAACAACUAGGGGGGAGGAAAGAGAGUUCUUAUGAAACAAUCUCACUCAAAAAGAUAAAUCAUGUUACACCAAAACGAAACAAAAAACCAACCAACCAACCAAACAAAAAAAAAAAAAAAGUGUGAAGAAAAAGCAGCAUUCAGGCUGCCAAAAUCAUGUUAUAAUGUAAAAGUUGUGCCAAUGAAAAUCUGCAGUAUAGAGGUUUUAAGGUCUCUUCUUUUCAUGGUAAUACCAGAUGUUCUAGAUAAUCCAGUCUUUUUCUUGACAUAUCAAUUGAUACUGUGCUGGAGGUUUCUAGCCUUUAGCACAUCCCUUUACCCAUGCAUGAGAGGACCAGCUCUACAACUGCUUAUAUUGAAUUUUGUUUAAUUAGUGACACAAAAUUACAUUUGGUAUCUGAGAGGAAGUCCUAUCACCUGAUAUGUGUGUGUGUGUCAGAGGGGAGGGGGUGGGAGGAAAGUAAAGAGAGAGAUAAAGUGAGAGAAAUUCAGCAUGAAAACAAAAAAUCUGAUAAAAUGUUUUUAUUCAGUUUUAUUACAGAGCUUCAAUUGGGUUUCUAUGUAACUCUGCAAAUGUCUCUAGGUAUGGGUUAUUAAUAAUGUAAUAGAAGUUUUGGAAUAUUUUAAAAAAAUGUUGUAAGUCCAGUAUUUCCCAUAAUGAUUUUCAAAUUCUUUUUCCACUCUAAGAGGAGAAAGCUUUAAUUAUUUGGAAAAAAAAAACAAACAAAACAAACAGAAUGCCAUGAUGUAGAAAUUGUAAAAACAUCUUUAGUUUUUCACAGGAAAAUGGAAAGAUUAACUCAUGAAUUUGGAGAGUAUCAAGGCAGAUCAUAUUCCACCAAAAUAAAAGACAAGGAGGAUUUAUAUAUAGGAAAGUUUGAUCUUUAGCAUACACACUCAAAAAAAGACUUUCAAAAUGUACAGAUUGUGCUUAUAAAAUCUAUUAUAGUUUUUUUUAUGUACUGCAGCAUAAAUCCAUCCUCUUUAUUUAUAAGAACCCUAAAGAAAUCUUCUGGCUGAGUUAGGGUGCUUUUGACAUAUUCUGAUAAAAAAUUUGACUCCUUUUCUGUACUGUAAAUCAUAAAAUGAAGAUUAUUCAAAUCUGUCUGUACAUCUUCUAAUGCACUUAUAUGUUUAUUUGGACUGAAUGCUCUUCAGAAUAAGGAAGCAUCUUGCAUACUGUCAGCAAUAUACAAAUACUGUAUUUAAUUUCCACCACCUUUCCAUGGCUCUUUUUUUUGUGCAAUAAAUCUUUCUGACCACAUGAAAAGCA
Molecule: messenger RNA, 3979 nt
Organism: Oenanthe melanoleuca
Lineage: Eukaryota; Metazoa; Chordata; Aves; Passeriformes; Muscicapidae
Gene: FGL1
Product: fibrinogen like 1
Exons: 8
Coding region: 157-1098 (313 amino acids)
Biological process (GO): regulation of immune response; negative regulation of T cell activation
Source: RefSeq, a predicted model, not a curated record